AUGGGCAUGAGUAGCGGUUUGAUCGUGGCCGGCAUUGCCGGCGCAACCGCAAUUGGCAUCUCAUUUGCCGCGAUUCCGUUUCUUGCUCCAGCAAUGCGUCGCGUCUGCAUUCCUUUCGUGCCCGCUACCCCCGUACAACUCAAAAACGUAUCUCGCGCUCUAGCCGAAUGCACACCGAAGCAAGGCCCGCUCAUUGAUCUGGGAUCCGGAGAUGGACGUGUAGUGAGUUAUACAUUAAAUCGUUCACCUUUUCUGUUUCAGAUGAAGUUCGGCGAGCAGCUGGCUAGUCACUUGACACCCGAAUGGCGCAAGCAGUACAUCAACUAUGAGGCACUCAAGAAUCUUCUCUAUGACAACAUGAUGGAAGUUCCAUCCGAAGAAGAACGCCGCGAGGAGCACAUUGCUCAGAUCGAUGAGAAAUUCUUCAAUGAAUGUGAAAAUGAGCUCACUAAAAUUAAUCUUUUCUUUUCACAAAAGAUAGCAGAAGCCCAAGGAAAAUACCAUGAGUUACAGUCUGAACUCCAGAUGUUUAAGGAAGUGGUCCAGUCACGCACCGAACCAACAACCUUGAGAAAGAGAUUUGGCGGUCGUGAUAAGCUGCAUAAGGAGACUAUUAAAACUAGUCAACAGUUAAAGCUAGCAUUCUCAGAGUUCUAUCUUGGUCUUGUUUUGGUGCAGAAUUACCAACAACUGAAUGCAACAGGAUUUCGGAAAAUUCUCAAGAAGCAUGAUAAGCUGACCGGGAAUGAGCGCGGAUUGGACUGGCGAAUCAACAAAGUUGAAAAGAGUUCCUUUUUUCUCAACCGAGAAAUUGAAACAUUAAUAAACAAUGUUGAGACAUCAGUAAUUAAUGAGCUUGAAGGUGGAAAUCGUCAAGCGGGAAUGAAGCGUCUCAAAGUUCCUCCACUUUCAGAGAAGCAAAAACCUAUCACUACUUUCUCCCUUGGUCUUUUUAUGGGCGCCAGCAUUAUCCUAAUUCUAUCGAUACUUUUGUCGUGGUGGGGAGCAAGCACACGCCCUAACGAACCUCAAUGGGUUGCGGUUCGGUUGUUCCGUGGACCGCUUCUGUUAUUUCUCUCAAUUUUCAUGUGUGGUGUGAAUAUGGCUGGAUGGGCAGGUGCUGGUGUAAAUCAUGUGUUGAUUUUUGAAGUCGAUCCUCGUCAUCAUCUUUCCUACCAGACACUAAUGCAGAUAGCGGCAUUCAUGAUCAUGCUGUGGGCAUGUGCGGUUCUCGCUUAUCUAUAUGCUCAUCUUAUUCAUAUACCCCCAUUUGCCCCUCCUCUGUUGCUAAUGAUAGUAUGUGCCGUGAUCAUGUUCAAUCCUCUCUCAAAACCAGAUUAUCUGUUUCACAAGAAGUCGCGAUGGUGGCUGAUUCAGCAUUGUUACAAGUGCUUCACGGCUCCACUUCAUUUUGUCACCUUUACGGAUUUCUGGCUGGGUGACCAAAUGAAUUCACUUACUACAACCUUCCUCGACUUUCAGUAUUUCUUAUGUUUCUACUCGACAGAGGUCGACUACUCAUUAGACAAUUUCCUCGCGAUUCGAGCAAUGAAUGCUACCACCGGUGCGGUGCCAUGGGGCUAUGUUGACAUAACUACAGGCAAGGAUAUGUGUAUGUCUGCGUCAGGAGUACGAUCAUUCGUGUCGAUCAUUCCGGCUACCGUUCGAUUUAUGCAAUGUCUACGGCGAUAUCGUGAUACCAAGCGCGUCCAUCCACAUCUCGUUAAUGCUGGAAAGUAUUCUACUACGUAUCUUGUAGUAGCCUGUGGAGCUUUGAACAAAUGGGCUGAGAAAUCUGAUCCAAACGUAACAUCACCAUUUUUUUACAUAUGGAUCGCAUCUUAUAUCCUUUCUUUCACUUACACCUUUUUAUGGGAUGUCUUCAUGGAUUGGGGCUUGAUUGACCCUCGAGCACCAAAAGAAGCACCGUUUCUUCGUGAAGAGAUGAUUUACGGGAGCAAAUAUUAUUAUUACGCUGCUAUAGUCCAAGAUUUUGUAUUACGUCUUUCGUGGGUUCUCAACGUGUCACUGGGCGAAGCGUGGACGCUGGACUCUGAUUUUCUUACGACCUUGACAGCACCGGCUGAAGUGUUCCGUCGUUUUAUUUGGAAUUACUUCCGUCUUGAAAAUGAGCAUGUGAACAACUGUGGUCAAUUUCGGGCGGUCCGCGACAUCUCGGUGAAACCAAUUCGCAAAGGAGAUUUAGAAUCGCUGUUGUCCAAAAUGGAUCAGUGUGAUGGAGUCACACAUAGAGGUCAGGAUCUCAUGGAGAGAGUGAAGAAGCAGAAAAAAGUCCAGAAGACCACACGAACACUCUUGCGAAAGGCGCGUUUCAACCGACUCAUUGCACCGGUUGUUUCAUCGGCUGCUACAACCCUGGUUAUGCAAUGUGCCUCCGAAGGUAUCGCUAGUACCGGAGUGGAACUGAACGGGAUCCUGGUGGCGUAUUCGAAGUAUCGUGCUGCUAGAGCUGGUCUCAGUAGCAAAGCUAGAUUUCGCCGAAUGGAUAUUUUUAAAACCGACUUGGAACGUUUCAAUACGGCGCUGAUAUUCGGUGCCGAAAACAUGAUGGUUGAUUUACUACCGAAGCUGAGUGAAAUGAGGUCGGGUGCAUCGUUGUUAUGUUGUCGAUUCCCUCUUCCUGAAUGCGACCAUUUUAAACCAAUCGCUCAAAUUGGCGAUGGUAUCGAUGCUGUAUACGUAUACGAGAGGAUAUAG
Messenger RNA from Angiostrongylus costaricensis, 2718 nucleotides. Lineage: Eukaryota; Metazoa; Nematoda; Chromadorea; Rhabditida; Metastrongylidae. The record is from the annotation of a GenBank genome assembly.